CCUCGUACGCCGCCACGUCCUCCCCAAGAAAUCUCCAGGCGCGUCUCUGGCACCAGCGACUUUCACAUGACAGACGCCAGGUGCAGCCACCAACUGCCACGCCACGCUUCCCCGGGAGCUUCCCUCCUCUGCAGCAACACGGCCGCCGGGCAACACCGCACACAACACUGCAGACAUCUACAGCAUUUCUUUUGGCUGCUCUGGCAUCUGCUCGUGCUAAACCGCCAAUAUGGCUGUUCUCUCUCUCGAUGGCGUGCCUCCCUCGCUGCGGCCCCUCGUCAGAGCAUACCUCCUCGGCUACGGCUCGGCUGUCGCCCCGCGGCUGAUGAACCUCCUGCUUCAACACAUCUACAGACGGCGAAGAAAGGCGCGCAAGCUCGCUCCCGAAGACGAAUUGAAACAGGAAAAGCCGUUGGGCCCCUCGGCGCUUCAUAUUCUCAAGACUGGCUUCGAUCCGCAGCGCUUCCCGACAUUUUGCGCCGUUCUCGCCGGAGGCUCCAGCUUACUGCAGGUGCCGGUAUACAGACUCAUACAGCGUUUUCUCAAGAAUCUUGACAAGACUACGCGCGUUAGACUCUCAAGAUGGAUUGCUUCCUUUGUUGCGUCUUGGAUUGGCCUGCGUCUGCUCCAGACCAAGGAGUCUGUGCCGAGAAAGACUUCGGCCGAGGACAAAGCCAACAGCGAGGCCAAGACACGCAAGAUGGCUGGAAGAACCAUUGAUCUGACCCUUUUUGCGGCCACACGUGCCGUUGAUGUACUGGUUGGUGAAUUAUGGUCACAGCGUCGUUCACGACGUCAGGCGGCGAACAAGUGGACUUGGACUGAACAAUUCAUCACUCAUAUGACCGACCCCGUUGUCUUUGUGACUUCGUGUGCCCUCAUCAUGUGGGCCUGGUUUUAUGCCCCCGAAAAGCUGCCCGGAGGCUACGAUCGCUGGAUCACUUCUGCAGCUUCGGUCGACCAACGUUUGAUAGAAGCUCUUAGGCGCUGCAGAAGUGGAGAGCUUAUAUAUGGCAAGGAAACAGGCCAGGCAGAGCUUUUGGGUUCCAUGUGCAAAGACUACAAUCUCCCAGAGGUUUGGGGAGACCCUGCCAAGAACGCUCCGUUCCCAUGUGAGCUUGUGCAUAUGGGCUGCGGCUCAUCGUGCGAAUAUCACGCAAUUAGCCGGUUUGCCAGAUCAUGGAAAUGGUCUAUGUUUACAUAUCUGCCGCUGGCCCUGACCAUGCAGCUUCGCAACCCGACAAAGAAGGGUAUUGUAAAGGCUUUCUUCUCUGCCUCUCGCUCCUCAGCAUUCUUGGCGACUUACAUUACGCUUUUCUACUACGGUGUAUGCCUUGGACGCACCCGAGUUGGCCCUCGUAUGCUAGGAACUCACAGAGAUGCCCGCCAACAGAUGGAUAGUGGUGUCUGUGUCGGAACAGGCUGUGCGCUGUGCGGAUGGAGCAUCAUGGUCGAGACUGUCUCCCGUCGCAAGGACAUGGCUCUUUUCGUUGCUCCCCGGGCCCUGAGCACGGUUGUCACCCGCCAGUACCCUCUGGAGAAGGAGUGGCGUGAGACGCUCGCUUUUGCUGCCAGCACGGCCGUCGUCUUCACAUGUGUGCUUGAAAACCCUAGACGAGUUCGUGGUGUCCUCGGAGCUGUAUUGAGCUUUGUGAUGCAACAAUAACGUUAACGAUGUGAACCGAGAACUGGCAGCUUAGAAAUUAUCGUCCACGGCGAUGAACUGUACAUUUUGUAACAACAUAGCAUAGCAUGAGCCACAUUCACCUGGCAAUAAUAACAUUCAUAUUUGAUAAAACGAAGUCUUUGUAUUGUGUUUUCUUCAUCCGCCCAUAUCCCCGCUUCCACUGUAUCUAACAUACUCAUGUAUCUCUAAUCAACGUGCAAAUGCCGAGGACAAACACGCAACACAGUAUAUCGGUUCGUACUGUCGUGAAUAACUGCCCGUACUUCAUAAUAGACGAAACAUGACCCUUCCACGGCUCUGGCAGAUAUCCCACUACAGUCCACGCAAUACCAGGAGGUGGCGCUCUGUUCUUGUCCAAGAAGAAUCGUGUCGUAAGUAGAACUGCUUCUGCUGUAGCAAAUGCCCAGAAAAAGUUAAGUCGGUGUCUCUCAAUUUCCUCCUGUCCCUCGAUUUCAAUUUCGCUCGUACCACUAGCCAUAAGAGCAGCCGUAUUGCGCUGGGCCUUUGUUCCUGCAAACGGCGUCAUUAGAGUCAAGUAAAAGCCCAACCCAAUGGCGACAAGAGCAUGCAGUAGACGCCAGAAUGUAGCAUAAGUGUCGGGCUUCGCGGGCUGUUGGGGAGGUAUCAUGCCUGCAAACGGGUUUGCACCCGGACCUGCUCCUUCAGCACCUGGCGGGAAUCCAGCACCACCCAUCAUCUGCGACAUCAUCUUCAUCAGAGGGUCGUCGUCGUCGGGCAGCAUGCCAGCCGGGCCACCAGCCGGGCCCCUGCCGGCGCCGUUGGUGCGGUCGAGGCCGAGCAUCAUUUGCCGCAGCUGGGCUUCAGAGAUGGCUUGGUCUGGGAUAUCUGCGGCAUUGGGUAUUCUGUUUGUCGUAACUGGUUCGUAAAAAUGUUCGGAGAUGUCUACUUCGUCGGGGUCGCCGUCGCUAACCACCUUCUGCGCUCUGGUGGGAACAGCGAGCUCUGGCUCGACUGCUGAGGGUGUUGCAUGGU
Molecule: messenger RNA, 2680 nt
Organism: [Torrubiella] hemipterigena
Lineage: Eukaryota; Fungi; Ascomycota; Sordariomycetes; Hypocreales; Clavicipitaceae
Source: the annotation of a GenBank genome assembly